AUGCGCAGACCUGUGCUCCUGUUCCUCAUCCUAAACCUGGCAAUCGUCGCCUUCCUCAUACACUCGGUCUGGACGCUAUUAUCGCUUCUCGUCGUCGACGGCUCCGAAGAUGCAAUCUCUCGUGCCGAACUCCCUGCUCCAGGCUCUGAUCUGAUCGACGGUCGUCCUCAAUUGAUUCCCAAAAUUAUUCACCAGACAUACAUCAACGAGAGCAUUCCAGAGGUCUGGCAAGAACCACAAAAGAGCUGCAUUGAACUGCACAAGGAUUGGGAAUACAAGCUAUGGACUGACGCCCUGUCACGCGAGUUCAUUGCUGCCGAGUACCCUUGGUUCCUCGAGACCUUCGACAACUACGAAUUCCCCAUUCAGCGCGCCGACUCAAUCCGCUACUUUGUGCUGGCCCACUAUGGCGGUAUCUAUCUCGAUCUGGACGAUGGCUGCAACCGUCGUCUGGACCCUCUGCUCUCUUACCCGGCUUGGUUGCGUCGCACUCUGCCUACUGGUAUCUCCAACGAUGCAAUGGGUGCCGUUCCUCGUCAUCCCUUCUUCCUGCGCGUUAUUGACGACCUGCCUCGCUACAACCGCAAAUGGGUUCUUCCCUACAUCACCGUCAUGGCCUCGACUGGUCCGCUCUUCCUGAGCAUCAUCUGGCGUCACUGGAGCUCCGAAGGUCUCAACAUUGGCGAUGGCCCCGACGGUGGCAGAGUCCGUGUUCUUUUCCCCGACGAGUACAACUACCACCCUUGGAGUUUCUUCACCCAUCACCUUGGUAAUUCGUGGCAUAGCAGCGACGUCAAGCUCAUCUUCUGGGUACGUUCAAUCUACGAUUCAUGCCAUGUUCUGGAUCAAUUACUAACAUUUACAAACAGANUGCUGAAACACUGGGUCAUGCUCACCGUCGUGGGCUUCCUGACAGCCGGUGUCGUCUUCAUCAUUUCCUACUACCUUUACACCCGCUUCUUCGUCUCUCACAGACCUUGGGCCAUGUCUGUACGCAAACGCUUCCCUGUGGGCUUGUUCAGACGCCUCAGCAGCGGCAACGUGCCAUCGAAGCGACGACAAUCUUACGAGCUCGUCCGACGUGACGAGGAAGACGCCAUGUAA
Messenger RNA from Aureobasidium vineae, 1104 nucleotides. Lineage: Eukaryota; Fungi; Ascomycota; Dothideomycetes; Dothideales; Saccotheciaceae. The record is from the annotation of a GenBank genome assembly.